UGUACUUCCGGGUCACGUCCUUUUCCACCAUAUUGGUUCGAGAAGUGUACUGUCCUCCAACGAGCUAAGGCCGAAUCGGCGACAUACACUGUCAUUUCAAGCCAUCCGACAGGAUAACAAAAACAAACUACAAGAAUGUCUAGCAAUGAUGAAUUAGCUUGCACUUACAGUGCUCUUAUUCUUGCUGAUGAUGAUGUACCGAUCACGGCAGAGAAGAUCUCCACCAUCCUGAAGGCAGCUGAUUACUCAGUAGAGCCCUACUGGCCUGGUCUGUUCUCCAAGGCUCUGGAGGGGAUCAACAUCAAGGAUCUGAUCUCCAAUGUUGGAAGCUCAGUGGGCGCUGCCCCCGCCGCUGGUGGUGCCGCCCCUGCUGCUGGUGAUGCCGGUGCAGGUGCCGCCAAAGAGGAAGCUAAAGAAGAGAAGAAAGAGGAAUCAGAGGAGUCUGAUGAUGAUAUGGGCUUUGGAUUGUUCGACUAGACUGAAUAUCUUCAACUGGAAGUUUGUACAGAACUGGAAGAAAUUGUACAGAUUAAAACUGGGACUGAGUUAAGAACUUUUUAACCUUCAGGUGUAUUUUCUGUACAAAGUUUUAAAGAAAAGAAAAACCCAGAAAUAAAAAAAAAUGUGAAAGAAAAAAGUUU
Messenger RNA from Lingula anatina, 641 nucleotides. RefSeq lists its product as uncharacterized. Gene Ontology annotation, cellular component: cytosolic large ribosomal subunit; ribosome. The record is from RefSeq and is a predicted model, not a curated record. Gene Ontology annotation, molecular function: structural constituent of ribosome; protein kinase activator activity; ribonucleoprotein complex binding. Gene Ontology annotation, biological process: cytoplasmic translation; translational elongation. Lineage: Eukaryota; Metazoa; Brachiopoda; Lingulata; Lingulida; Lingulidae.